This is a messenger RNA of Gryllus bimaculatus (two-spotted cricket), 1694 nucleotides long. The record is from the annotation of a GenBank genome assembly. NCBI's taxonomy places the organism in Eukaryota, Metazoa, Arthropoda, Insecta, Orthoptera, Gryllidae.
AAGGACAUUGUUGCUCCCGCCCGGCAGAAGAGCCACAGCCGCCUCUUCGCAAGCGCGAGGAUUCCACCAUGAAGAGCCUGUGCUUGUGCUUCGUGAUCGUAGUGGGCCUCUUGGCCGGGAUAAGCCCAGUGGCGUGUGCGGGCUCUGUUGCAGCGGCGGAGGGCGCGCAGAAGUUGGCGGAGCGGUUCGCGUGGCGCGCGCUGGACUGGGCCUACCCCACGGAGGGCGCCCGCCAACAGGCGCUGCGCUCCGGGGACUUCAUCCCGGAGAACAACCUGCCCGUCGGCAUCGAGGUGUGGGGCGACAAGCUGUUCGUCACAGUGCCCCGCUGGCGUCAAGGUAUUCCUGCGGCUCUGAACUACAUUUCAUUAUCAACGGCUAACACAGAGUCACCCAAGCUGACUCCCUACCCAGACUGGAACACCAACCGAGAAGGAAACUGCAACGGCAUCACCACCACGUACCGCAUCAAAGCCGACGCCUGUAACCGCCUUUGGGUUCUCGACACCGGUACCGUGGGUAUCGGCAACACCACGGAGAAUGUGUGUCCUUACGCUCUGCUCGCCUUCGACCUCACCACAGACAAGCUGAUCCGCCGUUACCAGUACAAGCCCGACGACACCAACGCCAACACUUUCAUCGCUAACAUCGCCGUCGACAUCGGACACACCUGUGACGACACCUUUGUCUACGCAUCAGACGAGCUGGGAUACGGUCUCAUUGUUUACAGCUGGGAGCAGAACACUUCUUGGCGAGUCACCCACAGCUACUUCAUGCCCGAUCCUCUCAAGGGAGACUACAACAUCGCAGGCCUGAACUUCCAGUGGGGUGAGGAAGGAAUCUUCGGAAUGUCUCUGUCUCCCAUUCAAGCUGACGGGUUCCGUACCUUGUUCUUCCACCCUCUGUCCAGCCACCGGGAGUUUGCCGUAUCCACUCGCGUGCUUCGCAACAGAGAGCAGGCUCUCAAAAGCUACCACGAAUUCGUAGCUCUUGAGGAGCGUGGCCCGAACACUCAUCUCACCGCUUCUUUCAUGGACGACCUCGGUAUUAUGUAUUACAAUCUCAUCGAUCAAAACGCUGUCGGCUGUUGGAACUCGAAGAACCCGUACCUGCCCCAGUACCAAGGCAUCAUCGACCGGGACGACGUGGGCCUCGUAUUCCCCAGCGACGUGAAGAUCGACGCCCAGCGCAACAUCUGGGUGAUGUCCGACCGCAUGCCCGUGUUCUUGGAAGCCGACUUGGACUUCAAGGACGUCAACUUCCGCAUCUACGUGGCGAACGCGGACCAGGUGAUUGCCGGCACAGUCUGCGAUCCCGGAGCGCAAGUCCGCCAGAGCCCCGUGUCCCAUCUGUCCCUGCACACCCCCGCGCCCACGGACCUCGCCAAGAACAACCUCGAGGUGUUGAGCUUGCCGCCAGUCCAACCCGCGCUGCCGGUCCAUGCCUUCGACUUCCCCCUCGCCCCCGCCCCCGCGCCCGUGUCCAAAGCUCCCGCCCCCGCCACCUACUUCACAUCCCAACAGCCGCAGCAGCAGCUGUCGUACGUCGCAGUGCAGACCCCGGCUUCUAAGCUGGCCUACGACCAACCUGCGGGGCUCAGCGGAGGCUACUCCUUCCAGACCACACACUUCGGCUCCAAGAGAAGCGUUGUGCCAGGAAAGUCCACUUCCAGACAACAAGUCUACUACGCUUGA